UGUGACGUCAGUUCUUUAGUAAAAAUACGAGUCGAGAGAUCGAUAAGGUGAGGACGUCUUUACCGCUCUGCGUCUAAAGGUCCAUUUGAAACCAGUGUUUUGCUGGUUGAACUCCGGAACGUGUACAGCGUGUGCCUUGCUCAUCGGUCAGGAAUGUCAGCUGUCGGCGACAGCGGAGCUCGACUCACCCAGUUCAAAAACAAAGGGAAAGAUGCCUCCGAGCUCAGGCGCAGGAGAGCUGAAGUGAACGUGGAUCUCCGCAAAGCCAAGAAGGAUGAUCAGAUCUCCAAGAGGAGGAACGUCCUCAUUACUGAGGACGAGCCCUCCUCCCCUAUGCAGGAGAAGGAUCCUAAUGCUCAGCCGCAGCAGCACUGGUCUGUGGAGGAGCUUGUAGAAGGUGUGAACAGCCAGAGCCUAGAGCAUCAGCUGCAGGCCACACAGGCAGCCAGAAAACUCCUCUCCAAAGAAAAGUGCCCACCUAUUGACACCAUAAUAGCAGCUGGCCUCAUCCCAAGGUUUGUUAGUUUUCUGGCAUUGUCUGAAUGCCCUCCCAUCCAGUUUGAGGCAGCUUGGGCUCUGACCAACAUCGCCUCAGGUACAUCGGACCAGACCACCGCUGUGGUGGAAGGAGGGGCCAUCCCUGCCUUCAUCAACCUGGUGGCAUCACCCCAACUGCACUUAAGUGAACAGGCCAUUUGGGCCCUGGGUAACAUUGCAGGUGAUGGAUCAAACUACAGAGACCUGGUGAUCCAACAUGGUGGAAUCCAGCCACUCCUAGACCUGCUGGCGGUCCCUGACCUGUCUGUGUUUCAUGGUGGCUACAUGCGCAAUGUCACCUGGACGCUGUCCAACCUGUGUCGGAACAAGGACCCAGCACCUCCUCUGAUGGCAGUGCAACAGCUGCUUCCGGCCCUGGUGCUCCUCCUCAAUCAUAACGACAGUGAGGUCCUGGCCGACACCUGCUGGGCAGUGUCCUAUCUGACCGAUGGCUCCAAUGAGAGGAUAGAGGUGGUUGUGCAGUCUGGGCUGGUGCCCCGACUGGUGCAGCUUCUCACCUGCGACAACCUUUCCAUCGUGACUCCAGCGUUGCGGUCACUUGGCAACAUUGUGACUGGGACGGAUGAGCAGACCCAGUGUGUUCUGAACACAGGUGCCCUGGCAAUGUUCCCCAGCCUGCUGCGUCACCCAAAAACCAACAUCCAGAAGGAAGCGGCCUGGACAGUGUCCAACAUCACGGCUGGCAAGGACACCCAGAUCCAGGAGGUCGUCAACGCAAACCUGAUGCCCAUCCUGGUUGAGAUCCUCCAACAGGGAGACUUCAAGAGCCAGAAGGAGGCAGUGUGGGCUGUCAGUAAUUUCACCAGCGGUGGAACUUUGGAACAAGUGGCCUAUCUCGUCCAUUGCAAUGUGCUGGGGCCUCUGCUCCACCUACUGACAGUCAAAGACUGCAAGAUCAUCUUGGUCAUCCUGGAUGCAAUCUACAAUAUUUUAAAGAUGGCACACAAAGCAGGAGAGGGUGAGAAACUGACCCUAAUGGUCGAGGAGUUGGGUGGUUUGGACAAAAUUGAAGCGCUGCAGUCCCACGACAACGAAGCUGUGUACAAGUCCUCUCUCAACAUUAUCGACCAAUUUUUCUCUGAAGAGAAUGAAGAUGAGUCUGUGGUUCCCGAGGUGACCGAAGACGGCUUUGCCUUCCAGGUCCCCGACGACCAAAGCACUUUUCAAUUUUAACAUCUCCACUCUGCUAUUUGUAACAUAAAAAGAAAAUUUGUACCUUGUUUUUUAUUUUUGUAUUUUUUUUGGUUAAAAUUUCAUCCUUGUACAUGACAGUAUAAGGACGAAUAUCCUUCUUUGGAUAAGUGUUUGUAAAUAAAUUUUGUAAAUGUA
Platichthys flesus (European flounder) is the source of this 1887-nucleotide messenger RNA. Its product is annotated as importin subunit alpha-1-like. Gene Ontology annotation, biological process: NLS-bearing protein import into nucleus. The record is from RefSeq and is a predicted model, not a curated record. Lineage: Eukaryota; Metazoa; Chordata; Actinopteri; Pleuronectiformes; Pleuronectidae. The transcript is spliced from 11 exons. Bases 154 to 1731 code for a protein of 525 amino acids. Gene Ontology annotation, cellular component: cytoplasm; nucleus. Gene Ontology annotation, molecular function: nuclear import signal receptor activity; protein binding.